This is a messenger RNA of Podospora pseudocomata, 3018 nucleotides long. RefSeq lists its product as uncharacterized. Lineage: Eukaryota; Fungi; Ascomycota; Sordariomycetes; Sordariales; Podosporaceae. The transcript has a single exon. Gene Ontology annotation, biological process: protein folding in endoplasmic reticulum. Gene Ontology annotation, cellular component: membrane; cytoplasm. The record is from RefSeq and is a predicted model, not a curated record. The coding region runs from base 1 to 3018 and encodes 1005 amino acids.
AUGCGAUCUUCACCAACACCUUGGAGAACUUCACCUGCACUGGGACUAGUGUUGCUGGGACUCUACGCAACAGCUGUUGUCUCCAGUGGAUCUAUUUCCGAAACGCCAGCCGUAACGGCCCCAUCCGUAACGACGACGGCGAUAGUCACGACACCCACGGCGCCCGCGACGGCAGCUCUAUCUGUCACUUCCCCCGGAGUCUGCGAAUUCAAGACUAUCAACUACAUCACACAUACCCUCCCGCAACAAUGCUUGCGCUCAGCAUGGACGAGCCCAAGACCGGCCGCUACAGCCGUCGUCGAAAGCACAGCUGCCGAAACGGUCACUGUCAGUAUCACAUCAGUUGUCGAUAAUGCGACACAGCAAGAGCAGACAGCUGGUACCGAACAAAAGGAGGAAGAGGAAUCGGUGGCCUUCAUGUCAUUUGAAGAGUGGAAAGAGAUGAUGCUGCGCAAGUCAGGCCAGGAUCCCGCCAACAUCAAGAAGGCACAAAAACAACACCACGGAGAUCACCACAAACCCGACCGUGAACCGGGACUCAACAACGACAACAUGGACAGCCUGGGCAACGAUGGGGAAAUACUGGACUUUGACGCCCUCACGGAGAAAGUCACCGAGAUCACGUCCUCCUCUUCUGGGGAUGCUGUGGCUGAAGCCAGCAAAGAGGUACAGGAAGAACAAAUCCUCUAUGACGAUAACAAAACACCAUACUACCGGAGUAAGGACGCUGGAAAGACAUGCAAGGAGAGGUUCUCGUUCUCAUCAUUUGAUGCGGGUGCUACUAUCCUCAAAACAAGCCCUGGUGCUAAGAACGCUAAGGCCAUCCUGGUGGAAAACAAGGACACAUAUAUGCUACUCGAGUGCCAUCGGAAAAACAAAUUUGUCAUUGUCGAGCUGAGUGAUGAUAUCCUUGUUGACACAGUCGUCUUGGCGAAUUUUGAGUUCUUUUCCAGCAUGAUUCGAAAGUUCCGGGUCAGCGCCAGUGAUCGAUACCCCGUGAAGUUGGACAAGUGGGUGGACUUGGGCACCUUUGAGGCUCGAAAUGCUCGAGAUAUUCAGCCUUUUCUGGUUGAGCAUCCUCAGAUCUACACCAAGUACAUCCGUAUCGAGUUUCUGAGCCACUAUGGAAACGAGUAUUAUUGCCCAGUCUCACUGCUACGUGUUCAUGGAACGAGGAUGUUGGAUAGUUGGAAAGAGCCCAGAGAGGAUGAUGAGCCGGAGCAGAUUGAAGGGUCUUCCACUCAGGAGGUUGUUCCCGAGAUCCAAGAGCCCCCUUCAGAGCCGACUUCGGUCAUGGAGAGUGAGCAGGCCAACGAUACAAAGGAGGCUUCUCCAGACACAAUAGCCAUUGAUACAGGCUCGUCUCCCUGGCAACCAUACGACAGCCACUUUGUGCUUGAGACCUGCGCAAUGCGUUCGACUACGACAAGUGAUCCGACACCUGCUUCCGGACCAGACGGUGCCGAAAAACACAGCAACUCAACUUCCAAAGCUGACGCCGGGGCCGAAAAAGCAGUACCAGCAGACAAGGCCAAGGAGACACCAAAGGCCGAAAAGAUCUUCCCCUCUCCGGUGACAGGAGACACGGCCACUGGUCAAGGCCAACCAAACGCUGCACCCCCAGCGUCCAACCCUCCACCUCAGCCAGAUAGCGGUGACAAUGCCAACACGGGAAAUCAGGAUAACCAAAAGAAGCCGCCAAACCGUGCCAGUGACACCUCCCCAGACACCACCCCAUCCCAAGGCUCAGCAAAAACCCCAGGCAAAGAAGGCGAAAAACCCUCCAACGCAACCCGUAGCAAGACAACUCCCACCUCAGGGCAUCCCUCCCCCUCCCCCACCGUCCAAGAAUCAUUCUUCAAACAAGUCAACAAGCGCCUCCAACACCUCGAAUCCAACACCUCCCUCUCCCUCCAGUACAUAGAAGAGCAAUCCCGCUUCCUCCAAGAAGUCCUCCGCACCAUGGAGCGCAAACAGCUCACCCGGGUGGACUCCUUUCUUAACACCCUCAACCAAACCGUCUUUUCCGAGCUCCGCCACGUCAGAACCCAGUACGACCAAAUGUGGCAGUCGACCGUCAUCGCCCUGGAAACGCAGAGAGAACAAUCCGACCGCCAAAUCGUCGCCCUCACCACCCGCCUCAACGUCCUCGCCGAUGAGGUGGUGUUUCAAAAGCGCAUGGCGAUCUUCCAGUCAGUGCUGAUAUUAUCCUGUCUGGUUCUCGUAAUCUUCACCAACCGCGGCGGUAGCGACUCAUCCUUCCUGCCCCCAUCCCUAUCCCGUGACCCGUCCUCCGCGGCAGCGGCAUAUUACCGGCGAUACGCAGCAGGGUUCAUGUCCAACGGUGCCAGGUCCGAAACUGCCUCCCCACCACCUAUCUCCCCCGUGCCGGGGAGUAGUCAUUUUGAUUCUAUUCACCACAGGAUGAACUUUUCCCCUUCACCACCAUCCGCCUCGUCGUCGUCUGCUGCUACUCUUGCGGCGUCUGCGCUCCCGAGACAGACUUACUCCCCUACCGGCAUUCAUAAACGACCUGCUCCUGCUCAUAGGGAGAAAUCCCUCCCAAUGAUCCCGCCUUUAACUCCAGAGUCGAGUCGGGAAGGGACACCAGCUAUUCACAUCUCUAAUCACGGCUCUCCCCCUGAUGACCAGGAUGAGCUGGGUAGUAAUAACAACAACAAGUUGCAGCCGCUGCUGGAGGGGAUAAGGGAGGAGUCACCCUCUCCUUCACCGUCGCCCUCGCCGUCACCCGGAGAGACGGCCACGCAGCGGAGGAGGAGGCAGCAGCAGCUUGACCAGCCGUCUACCUCGUCGCUCUUGUCGCUGUCGUCGACGGACUACCAUGAGGUCUCGUCCAUCGAGACGAAUGGGGAGGAUGGUGGGAAGGAAAGGGCGCCGUCGUCACCAGAGGUUGAAGGACAAGAAUCAGAAGACGAAGAGGACGACCAAGAGAACGUGUCACAAGACAGGAGGGGGGCUAGGAAGCCGCUUCCUGCGUUGCCAGACGGUCCAAACUGA